Penicillium angulare is the source of this 1323-nucleotide messenger RNA. RefSeq lists its product as uncharacterized. Gene Ontology annotation, cellular component: membrane. Gene Ontology annotation, molecular function: transmembrane transporter activity. The transcript is spliced from 7 exons. NCBI's taxonomy places the organism in Eukaryota, Fungi, Ascomycota, Eurotiomycetes, Eurotiales, Aspergillaceae. The record is from RefSeq and is a predicted model, not a curated record. The coding region runs from base 1 to 1323 and encodes 440 amino acids. Gene Ontology annotation, biological process: transmembrane transport.
AUGGCCGGGUUUCUUUCACGCGUGGCAGCCGCAACACGAUGGUUCCCAGCCGGGAUGUCCCAGGAGGAGCGAAAGCUUGUUAGAAAAUUAGACAUGCUUGUUCUGCCUUAUGCUUGUUUAUCUUUCUUUGUCAAAUAUCUUGAUGUCUCUGCUUUAACGAAUGCCUAUGUAUCUGGGAUGAAAGAUGAUCUGAAUCUAUACGGAGAUAGACUGAACUAUAUCAAUGCGGCAUAUGAGGUUGGAUAUGUCGUCUUUCAAAUUCCGAGCAACCUGAUCUUGAUCAAGUAUCCAGCUCAAUACUAUCUUCCUUUUGCGGAAUUAUUUUGGGGCUUUUUUACUCUCGGGACCGCCUUUGUGAAGACAUAUGAGCAGCUGGUCGUCAUGCGAUUUUUUGUUGGGCUCAGUGCAACCUCAUGUUACGUGGGCCUGGUUCAUAUUGUCAACUCAUGGUACAGGAAACCAGAACUGGGACGCCGAAACGCCCUUUUCUGGAUUGCUAAUCCCCUUGGACAAAUGAUUGCCGGUUAUCUUCAAGCAGCAGCCUACACAAAUCUCAACAAUCAUCACGGACUGCAAGGAUGGAGAUGGCUUUUUAUAAUUUGCACAAUUAUCACUAUCCCAGUUGCAUUCCUUGGCUUUUUUGUUUUCCCUGAUAUGCCUGAACGCACGAAAUCUCGUUUCCUUUCCGAGGAAGAAAAGACAUUGGCUCGAAAACGACUCUCAGAGGAAGGGUUCACUCCAUCAACCGGGUUGAGCAAGACGAUAUUCAAACGUGUUUUGGGCUCAUGGCACGCAUAUGCAUUUGUCCUGGUCCUAGUCAUCUUCUGUCAACAAACUUACCCUCAGAGCAACCCUUUUAUUCUUUGGCUCGACUCUCAACCUGAUAAGUACGGCGUGGCAUUGGUUAAUAAUAUUUCCACGGUGACUCAUGCCGCCUCUACAGUGGGCGCACUUGUAAUGUGUUUCUACUCUGAUAUUCGUGGAUCGCGUAUCGAGCCUAUCAUAUUUUCUGGAAUUCUGUGCAUCUUCUCGAAUUUGGUCCUUACAAUUUGGAAGAUUCCGGAUGGUCUCAAGUUUUUCGCUUAUAUUUCAAUCGGAUGGGCAUACGGUACAAUUCCUGUCCUUAUUGCCUGGACGGCAGAAGGAAUAGCAACAGACUCAGAAGUGAGAGCAAUUGUGUUUGCUACUUAUAAUACUUUAUCGGAGAUAUGUGGUUUGGUGGUACCCUUGGUCGCGUGGCCGACCUCUAAAGCACCUCAAUUCCGUGGAGGUUUUAUAUGGGUAUGUAGUAUAUUAUUCCACAGUGGCCCCGAGGGUUAUUAA